AGGAAGUGAGGUGCUCCGCGGCCCGCGGCGGUGGGGCGGCUGCAGGCGGCAAAAAAGUUACGUUCUUUCAGGAAGUUGAAAGGGAGCUGAAUUCCAACACUUAACCUUGGGCUGCAGUGUUGUGUGUUGAUUGUAGUGUUGACUGAAGGCUGAAUAACAGGAAGUCCAGAAGAGUUCAGCCUGCCUCGCUAACAGUAAUGCAGUUGUAAUAUGACUGUGUAUGCUGAACAGCUUCUGUAUUGCUGUUGCCGCGUGACUCGUCGCCAACCACGGCGGGAUCCAUCAAGCCCACGCUCUGCAGGGUCGUCAUCUACCUACAGAAAGAGAUGUCGGGGGACACGUGUCUAACCACCACCCUUUGCCCAGCUGUGGGACCCAAGCCUAAAACUUGUAGCUUCAAAGUCGGCAGUCUUGGUAACAAGUACGUGCGGCUGAAUGUUGGGGGCUCCUUGUAUUACACCACAGUGCAAGUGCUGACCAGGCACGACACGAUGCUGAAGGCCAUGUUCAGCGGUAGAAUGGAAGUUCUCACAGAUAAGGAAGGCUGGAUCCUUAUAGACCGUUGUGGGAAGCACUUUGGAGCCAUUUUAAACUAUCUCCGAGAUGACACAAUUGCACUUCCUAAACACAGACAGGAGAUCAAAGAGUUGAUGGCAGAAGCCAAGUAUUAUCUCAUUCAGGGCUUAGUUGAUAUGUGCCAAGCAGCUCUGCAGGACAAGAAAGACUUGUAUGAACCUGUCUGUAACAUCCCGAUUAUUACAUCUCCUAAAGAAGAAGAAAGACUGAUAGAAUCUUCAAUGAAACCCGUUGUUAAGCUGCUGUAUAAUAGAAGCAACAACAAAUACUCUUACACCAGUACUUCAGAUGACAACUUACUGAAGAACAUAGAACUGUUUGACAAACUUUCUCUCCGAUUCAAUGGCAGAGUUCUUUUCAUUAAGGAUGUUAUAGGGGAUGAAAUCUGCUGCUGGUCUUUCUAUGGACAGGGUCGGAAACUUGCUGAAGUCUGUUGUACCUCGAUAGUGUAUGCCACAGAGAAGAAGCAAACCAAGGUUGAAUUCCCCGAGGCACGUAUUUAUGAGGAAACUCUAAACGUCUUACUGUAUGAAACACCGCGAGUUCCUGAUAACUCUCUGCUGGAAGCAACCAGCAGGAGCCGAAGCCAGGCCUCUCACAGUGAGGAUGAUGAUGGUUUUGAACUUCGUGACCGAGUGCGCCGAAUCCACGUGAAGAGAUACAGCACCUAUGAUGACCGUCAGCUUGGCCACUAGCAUGUCAGUGGAGGAGAGAGGGGUUGGUUUCAAGGCUUGUAUCAAUAUUCUUUGACGGAGAUCAGGAAGUAGGGAGGGAUCAGUUGGACUCCAGACUGAUUUUCAUUUGGCUUCUUGUCUCUCCAGAGAAGCAAAUGGGCAUUUAUGCACACAAAGCAACACUAAAGGCCAAGGGCUUAAGAACUAAGGUGUUUGUUUUGCACCAUGUGCUUUAAACACAGACUGGCCCCUUUUUCAUGCAACAUGGGAAAUGGGUUCCAAAACACUGAUUGUGACCAUUUGUGGUUGCUCUUUUAUAUCUAAUGAUGUGUACAUAUCUUACUUCCUGUGGGAAGUACUGCUUUUCCUGAAUGAGACGGAGUGAUUUGAAAGUAUUUUUUUCAGUUACCUGUCCGUUUAGGGUUUGGUGAAUGGAACUCUCAGUUCUUAAAUCAAAACACUGAAGAGGGGGUGGAAAGAACAUGACUACUUCUACGAAACACUACAGCUGAUAACCCCUGGAGGAAACAGUUAGCUAUCCACUAGUAAGGUGCAGCGCAUAUGUGAUUUCUUUCACCUGUUUUUCCCUUAUGCACAUACAGCAGUUUGUGUUCCAGUGUAGCUGUAUUUAAAACUCAUUAAUCCUAAGGCUUGCUUCUCUGAGAAGUCAAAUCAUCCAAAAAAAUCUCCCCCUGUGAAAAAUAAGAAAUAACUGAAAAUUUAAAUACAUACAGAAUGAUGCCAUGGGAGCUGGAAAAAAUGGUGAAGGAGUAAAGUUUAUCAAGUAAGAAAACUUUAAGAAUAGACUGUGGUAGGGGUGGCAUUGUUCAGGGCUUUGAUAGUUUGAUCCUGUUCAUCUAAACAAUGGCAACCUGUAGAAUUAUGUAGUUUUACAUUAGUUUCCCCCCUUGGCCCAAAGUGUUAUUUGAUGUUAAAUUUCUCCAGCAACAGGGUUUUUUUCCUGAUGGCUGGAAAAGUGCAGACUACACAGUUUUAAUGCUAGAUAAUAUUAAUAUAGUGAAGAAUGAGUUUAAAUUUUGUGCUCUGAAUCACUUCUAGAGCAUAGAAGUUGAAAAAUAAUCGUAAAAACUUUGUUCUGGCAUGCAGGAGGCCCUGACAGAGGAAAGAGAUGGUAAGCUGAAAUAUCAGCUUUAUUCUGAGUGCUUGAUUGGAUUUGAUUGGAAUUGGAGGGGACUGUUCAGAAGAUUGGAGUGCUGGCUGUUUUGCACGUUGGGUCUCUAGAAAAACUUUGUUUAGUAUGAGAAGUUGCUAAUUUCUUUUUAACUGUUUGAUUGUAUGUUUCAAAUGUAGGUUGCAGAUUCAAAUUUUACCAGUUAUACAAGGUUGCUACUUGCAGGUUGCUCACUGGCACAUGUGGACAUGUGUCAGUGGCUUAGCGUGCUCCACCACUGCUUUUAUUUCCUUAUAUUUUAUGUGAAGGUGGAAGCCUCAGAUUCCAUGAUGGUUAGUCUUGAACUCCUUUCACCAGUGCCAAAAUUACAUAGAAGUUUUAAAGCAAAUUAAUGUGAAAGCCAAAUUAAUGAAGUAAAGUCAUAACUAAAAUUAAGAUAGAAGAUUAUUCAAAAAAAAAAAAAAAAAAGGAGGAUGGGGAGGGAACAAAACAGUGAUUUCCACUCAGUUAGGCUUUUGAAAAUGUAACCAUUGAGGCUUUGUUAGAAGACACUAAUGGCUGCAAAAUGUGGGAGGUUUAUUGCCCAACUGGGCCUCUAAUGAACGGCACUUAUUUCCUCGCAUUUGGGAAGUAAGUUGUCACAUAACGAACCUGCCUUGUUCUGAAAGGCCUCUUUAAAACUCUAACAACUUUUUUUCUUUUUGUAUUGCUUUCUGCUAGUUGUUUCUCAGCUGUUCUUUUCUUUUGUGCCAGGAAAAAUACAUUUGCUGAGAUCAGUUUUGACUAAAACUUUUGUUUUUAAUUGUGAUAAAGUGUGAUGUGGAUUUCAUUUUUCUUCUUUUUUUUUUCAGUUGAUUUUUUUCUUCACUGAUACUAUUUAUAUUAAAUCAUGGUGAGUGCUUUGAAGCCACCAGUGGAGACUGUAGUGAAAUGGUCUUUUUGCUUUACUUGAUAGUUUCAGUUUUGUCUCGUACUUUUUUGUUUUUUCCAUAGUGUAACGAAUAAGUCUGGCUUUUAAAAAUUCAUUUGUAUGGCAUUUGUAUUCCUUGGUAAAUGAUUUUUUUUUCAUCACAGUGGAUGUUAGCAGAUUAAGUGACGUGGGUAGCUUUGCACAACUGUUCAGAGAAGUUAUAAGCAGAAAAAUGACAAAGUGAAAGAGUGUGUCAGAUCAGUCUGCUGGUACAGAUACUUCAGCUGGUGGUUCACAUCUGUGCUCACAAUAUUCCUUAAGAGGAGUGAUUCAUGUUGUGGAGUUCUUACUAUGCUGUAAGAAGCGGGGGGGGGGGGGGGGGGGGGGAAAGCUUUUGCAUUGAUUUAGCUAGUUUUCUUUUCCUCGUAUCCCAUAGCAACAAUUAGUUUUCUCUAUUUAAAAGACAGUUUUAAAACCAUGGUCAUGGUGUUUGUCUGGAUAAGGUGUUCAGGAUGUGGCUGAGAAGAUCCUUGGUGAAUAGCUGUGGUUGGAUUUCACUAACAGUCCAAUAGUUCCCUCCACUGGUGGACAGACCAGGAAUUGGAAAGCAUCAGGAAAUUCACUGUUAGGCAUGUUCUGGGAUGUCUGCACACCACUAAAUGACAGUGCUGUUAGAGAUUCCCAUCCUGGGAAUGGGAGCUGCUGUGCCAUUUUUCUGAUGAAAUCUGGAAUGCCCUGGGUUGUUUCUUAUGUAAUUGCAUAAUUUACAUGAAAGCUCAGUAACUGUAAAUGUAGACAUGGAUUCUGCCAUCACUUACACAGUUCGUAGGUUAAACUUCUUUUUUUUCUUGUGCAAGUGGUACAAACUAAUUUAUUUUCUCUUAGGAAGAGUCCUGCUUAUCUGAAACUGUUCCAGGGUGGAAUGUUAACUGGAUGUUCUUCCACCAAAAUCAUGACACACUGAUAGUACAAUCUGACUGCUAAGCUCUGAUAAUUUUCAACGUGCGGUUUUGAUGCAAUGUGUACUUUGUAAUUCUCAUCAUAAUUUGCUUUCGAGGUAAAGGAUAUCAGUUCUGACACAUACACAUUCCUACAUAUUUCUACAGCCUGGUAUAAUGGAAAAAAAGCAGCACUGAAAAGGGUGAUGCAGCAUUCACCUGUUUGCAGUAAGCUGACCCUUUUUAGAACAAACAGCUGUGCUUCCUAUGAAUCUUCUCUGCUGGCUUUAAGUAUCACAUUAUCAUUUCUAAUUUCUAAUUAUAUGCAUUUGCAUCUGCUAAUUAAGAGUAACGGCUUCCUACAUAGAAUAUCAGCAUUGGAUGCAUUUACUGAUGUGACUGAAUUUAAAGUAGCCAUUAGGAGGAAGAAGUAACUCCUAGCCUCGUUUGUAACCUUACUUUCUUGGCUUCUGAAUUUAAGUGAACUUCUGUGCAUUCAAACAUUGUAUUAGCAGACUGAAAGAACGAGUGGAAAGCAUUAGCUGACAUUUAUACACAAGCAAUGUAAUGAAGUCUUACAUGAUGCUCUAAUGGGGUCCUGACACAAUGAAAAACAACCUCAGCUUUUCUGCAGAGGAGCCUUGGUGCCUUGAGUGAAUGUCUUAUGUUAAACAGUUCUUCAAUAUCGGUGUUAAUUAGGCAGUAAUGCCAAAAUAGAGAGCUCUGCAGGGCAGCAGCCUCCAACUGCUUGCUAAAUGCCAAGGCAAAAUUAAAUGCUUAACCUUUGCUUUGACAUUUAAUUUUUGGAACAGGAAACAUCUAUCCUACUGUAAUAUUCCAGUGACUUCACAUCUCUUACAAUUUUUGGUUAAAAAUUAAACAAAAAAAAAAAAAAAGCCAACCCAAGCUUGGAGGGCAUUGAAAAGACUGACAGCAUGGUAUUUCACUGCCUUCAGCCUGAAGCAGGGCAAUGCUUUUAUUUUUUGUAUUUUAAAUUUUCAGACAUAAUUCGCUUUUAGAAAUGCUGGUAAAGUAUAAUAUAGAUUAUAACCUGUGACAAUCCUUGCUGUUAAACCUUUAUGGCCAGAUUUUACAUUGUGCAUUCUGUUAGGACGACCGAAGUCCUGUUAAGAGAUGAGGGAACACAACCUCUGUUUCAAGCUUUGCCACUAACUGGGUGGCACAGACAGCAAGUCAAUUUUUCUGGAUGUGAAUUUCUCCUCAUCUGUAAUAAAAUGAGGGUAAGACUGUCCCCUACUUCAGAGGGAUGUUGAAGCUUAGUUUGUUUCAUAACAAUAGAGCACUUUGGAUUUCUACGUUUUGUAUCUGGAGGAUAGUAAAUGUGAUUGCUGUUUAAACUGAUGUUUCUGCAAUCAAGCUGUUUUCUUAUGGCAUCAGGCUUAAUUUUCUUUUUGUCUAACUUUUAAAGGUCAGUCUUAGGAAUAAAAUAAUGAAUGCAGUUAACCAUAUUAACAAUGAAUAAGGUGUUUUCUCUGUUAUCAACGAGGUAAACGGAAUGCAGGUUUUUAAUAAAGCAUUAUAUUUUA
Messenger RNA from Lagopus muta (rock ptarmigan), 5777 nucleotides. RefSeq names its product TNF alpha induced protein 1 (gene TNFAIP1). The record is from RefSeq and is a predicted model, not a curated record. Bases 327 to 1271 code for a protein of 314 amino acids. The transcript has 8 exons. Gene Ontology annotation, molecular function: ubiquitin-protein transferase activity; protein binding. Lineage: Eukaryota; Metazoa; Chordata; Aves; Galliformes; Phasianidae. Gene Ontology annotation, cellular component: Cul3-RING ubiquitin ligase complex. Gene Ontology annotation, biological process: protein ubiquitination; proteasome-mediated ubiquitin-dependent protein catabolic process; negative regulation of Rho protein signal transduction.